Paramecium pentaurelia is the source of this 1124-nucleotide messenger RNA. Lineage: Eukaryota; Ciliophora; Oligohymenophorea; Peniculida; Parameciidae. The record is from the annotation of a GenBank genome assembly.
AUGAAAAGGUCAAUUAAGUCGCCUGCUUCCUCUUCCUAUUAAUUUCUCGAUAAGUUAGGUGAAGGGUAAUAAUACUAAUCAUCAAUAAAAUAGUGCUUUUGGUUACAUUUGGAAGGUAUAACAUAUUUCUAGUGGUUAAAUAUUUGCUUGUAAACUGGUUAAAAAUUCUAUGAGAAAGGAAAAAAAAUUACUACAAAGAGAAAUACAAAUCUUACAAAUCUUGAAAGGCAAAAAAGGUAUUUGAAUAAUAAAAGCAUUAAGGAUUUACAUAGUUAUUUGCAUCUGGUUCUGAUUAACAUAAUACAUACUUUGUAAUGAAUCUAAUGGGAGAAAACUUGGAACAAUAUAGAUAAAAGUAAGGAAAUUUUAAUAAAAUCUUACCUAUUGGAUUGGAGAUCAUCAAAAUUUUGAAGGAGCUCCAUUCGUUAGGAGUAAUCCAUCGUGAUAUAAAACCUGAAAAUUUUGUUAUGCAAGAUAAUAAGAUUAAUCUGAUUGAUUUUGGACUUUCUAAAAAAUAUAUUAUUGAUGGUCAUCAUAUUCAUUAUAAAGAAAAUAAAGGAAUGAUUGGAACUGCUCGAUAUGCAUCAAUUAAUGCUUUAAAAGGUAUUGAAUAAUCUAGAAGAGAUGAUUUAGAAUCAUUAGGGUAUAUGCUCAUAUAUUUGCAUUAAGGCAAUUUACCUUGGUAUUCAAUAAGUGAUUAAGAUAAAGAAAUUAGAUAUUAAAAAAUAAAAAAAAUGAAAAAGGCAUUAAAAAUUGAUAAAUUUUUUGGAUUGCCUAUUCAAUUAUCUAUAUUUAUGGAAUAUAUAAAAGGAUUAAAAUUUGAAGAAGAUCCAAACUAUGAAUAUUUGAUAUCUCUAUUUUCUUAAGAGGAAAGUGGGGCUCGUUUAGCAUUAUAAUAUUUUCAACCAAAACCUGCAAUUAGAUUAAAAUUUAUUUAAAUGUAAAGAACUAGUUUUCGUUCCCCUCCAAAAGAAAUUAAUUCAAGCAGAAAAGCCAGUUUUGAAGAAUCUUCUUCAGCUGGAUCUGAUAUCCAAGAGGAACUUCAAGAAUCUAUUUAACUAAAAAAUUUUAUUGUUGGAAUCAAACAACCAGGUGAUAGUCCAAUUUAUGUUAAAUAGAGCUGA